Messenger RNA from Drepanopeziza brunnea f. sp. 'multigermtubi' MB_m1, 744 nucleotides. RefSeq lists its product as uncharacterized. Lineage: Eukaryota; Fungi; Ascomycota; Leotiomycetes; Helotiales; Drepanopezizaceae. Gene Ontology annotation, molecular function: hydrolase activity. The record is from RefSeq and is a predicted model, not a curated record. Gene Ontology annotation, biological process: secondary metabolic process. Gene Ontology annotation, cellular component: nucleus; cytoplasm.
AUGAGAUUUCUUUGCCUACCGGGUGCCUAUGGCAGCGCCAAGAACUUCGAGGUCCAGCUAGCCCCCUUCUGUAAGGAGCUCUCUUCCGAUGGCAAAGUCGAGUUCUUCUUCACUCAAGGCGAGAAUCCGUGCCAACCACCGGCAGGAUUCCUCGAGUACUUUGGGCCAGCCCCUCACUACCGCUUCAUCGAAUACGAUGGAAUCGAUCAGAAUGACGUGCUGGAACGUGUGCGCGACUUCCCCGAAAGCCAGAGCCCCGAGGACGUCCUCCGGGAGCUGCUGCCGGAGGGUGACACCAAGAUUCGGGAGUCGGUCCGGGCCGCGCUCACCGCCAUCUACGCCACCAUGGAGGAACACGGGCCCUUCGACGGCAUCUGCGCCUACUCGGAAGGCACCGUCGCGGGCAGCACCCUCAUCGUGGACGAGCGUCGGCGGCUCCGGGACGAGGGCCGGCCCAGGAUGAUCAAGCGCGCGGUGUUCUUCGCCGGGUGGCCACCGCUGGAUCUGGAGAAUGACGGGAUGCUGGUGGCGGAUCUCAGCGGAGAGGUCGUGGACGUGCCGACGCUGCAUUGCAUCGGGGCGGAUGACCCGUACCUGCAGGGCGCGAUGGCGUUGUUCUAUGUUUGUGAGCAAGAUGAAGCGAUUCUGUUCGAUCAUGGGAAGGGACACACUAUCCCGAGGGAUGCGCAGACCUUGAAGGAGCUGGGGGAAGUCGUGAGGAGGAUGGGCGAGGCGAGUUUCUAG